Messenger RNA from Trichogramma pretiosum, 3333 nucleotides. RefSeq names its product alpha-actinin, sarcomeric (gene Actn). Gene Ontology annotation, cellular component: Z disc; cortical actin cytoskeleton; cell projection. The record is from RefSeq and is a predicted model, not a curated record. Gene Ontology annotation, molecular function: calcium ion binding; actin filament binding. Gene Ontology annotation, biological process: actin cytoskeleton organization; muscle cell development. NCBI's taxonomy places the organism in Eukaryota, Metazoa, Arthropoda, Insecta, Hymenoptera, Trichogrammatidae. The transcript has 11 exons. Bases 230 to 2998 code for a protein of 922 amino acids.
GGCGGUGGUGACUGUCGAGCGGCCGAGAACUGCCGAGAGCUCGCGCGAGACAGAGACAGAGUGAAGCCGUGUGUAGCAUAGGCUCGACGAGUCUCGGGGGCAGACGCACGGCCGCGGCGCAUCUCUCGUGUAGUGUGAACGAGUAUCAUCGACCGACCAAGCGAUAUUCAUCAAGAAAGUUCAACAAAUAGUAAAUAAAGUGUGACGAGCAAAACGACAAAGCGGCAGGAUGAAUGACAUGGAUUCCUACGGGGAUGGCUACAUGGAGCCCGAAGAGGAAUGGGAGCGCGAGGGUCUGCUUGACCCUGCUUGGGAGAAACAGCAGAAGAAAACAUUCACAGCAUGGUGCAACUCUCAUCUUCGCAAAGCCGGCACGGCCAUCGAGUCGAUCGAGGAGGACUUCCGCAACGGCCUGAAACUCAUGCUGCUGCUCGAGGUGAUCUCCGGCGAGACCCUGCCGAAGCCCGAUCGCGGCAAGAUGCGAUUCCACAAGAUCGCCAACGUCAACAAGGCCCUCGAUUACAUCGCCAGCAAGGGCGUCAAGCUCGUAUCUAUCGGCGCGGAAGAAAUCGUCGAUGGCAAUUUAAAGAUGACUCUCGGUAUGAUCUGGACCAUCAUUCUGAGAUUCGCCAUCCAGGACAUCUCCGUUGAAGAGAUGACCGCCAAGGAGGGUCUGCUGCUCUGGUGCCAGCGCAAGACGGCGCCUUACAAAAAUGUCAACGUUCAGAACUUCCAUCUGUCCUUCAAAGACGGUCUGGCGUUCUGCGCUCUCAUUCAUCGCCAUCGGCCCGAUCUCAUUGAUUAUCACAAGCUCAGCAAGGACAAUCCAUUGGAGAAUUUGAAUACCGCCUUCGACGUGGCCGAGAAGUACCUCGACAUCCCGCGCAUGUUGGAUCCCGAUGAUCUGAUCAACACUCCUAAGCCAGACGAGCGAGCAAUCAUGACAUACGUGUCCUGCUACUACCAUGCCUUCCAGGGUGCUCAGCAGGUCAGCAACAUGCAUAACACAGCUAUGCCCGAUGAGCGAGCCGUUAUGACUUACGUGUCGUCGUACUACCACUGUUUCAGUGGCGCACAAAAGGCUGAGACGGCUGCUAACAGGAUUUGCAAGGUGCUCAAAGUCAACCAAGAGAACGAACGUCUCAUGGAGGAGUACGAGCGUCUGGCCUCCGACCUGCUCGAGUGGAUCAGGCGGACCAUGCCCUGGUUGAACGGCCGUCAGACCGACAACUCUCUGGCCGGCUGUCAGAAGAAGCUCGAGGAGUACCGUACUUACAGGCGCAAGCACAAGCCGCCGCGCGUCGAGCAGAAGGCCAAGCUCGAGACCAACUUCAACACCCUGCAGACGAAGCUGCGCCUGUCCAAUCGACCGGCCUACAUGCCGACCGAGGGCAAGAUGGUCUCGGACAUCAACAAGGCUUGGAAGGGUCUCGAGACGGCCGAGAAAGCUUUCGAGGAUUGGCUGCUCUCCGAGAUGAUGAGACUCGAGCGACUCGAGCAUCUGGCUCAAAAGUUCAAGCACAAGGCCGACGCUCACGAGGACUGGACCGCCGGCAAAGAGGAAAUGCUCACCUCGCAGCAUUUCAGACAGUGCAAACUCAACGAACUCAAAGCUUUGAAAAAGAAACACGAAGCUUUCGAGUCCGAUCUCGCUGCUCAUCAAGAUCGCGUCGAGCAAAUCGCGGCCAUUGCUCAGGAGCUCAAUACCUUGGAAUAUCACGAUAGUGCUUCUGUCAACGCGAGAUGCCAGAGAAUCUGCGAUCAGUGGGAUCGCCUUGGUACGCUGACCCAACGAAGACGACAAGCCCUCGACGAGGCUGAAAAAAUACUCGAGAAAAUUGAUGUCCUUCAUUUGGAGUUUGCCAAGCGUGCUGCGCCAUUCAAUAACUGGCUUGACGGCACUCGGGAGGACCUCGUGGACAUGUUCAUCGUUCACACAAUGGAGGAGAUCCAAGGCCUUAUGGAUGCCCAUGCUGCCUUCAAAGCGACACUCGGCGAAGCUGAUAAAGAGUACAAUUCGAUCGUCACUCUGGUACGCGAAGUCGAGUCAAUCGUGAAACAGUUCCAAAUUCCUGGAGGCCUGGAAAAUCCCUACACUACCUUGACUGCUCUAGACCUUACAAAGAAGUGGAGCGAUGUUAGGCAAUUGGUACCUCAGCGCGAUGGAACUUUGGCUGCUGAAUUGCGUAAACAGCAGAACAACGAAUUGCUGCGCAGACAGUUCGCUGAGAAAGCCAACGCCGUCGGUCCAUGGAUCGAAAGGCAACUAGACGCCGUCACUGCAAUCGGUCUAGGUUUGCAAGGUACUCUCGAGGACCAACUUCACCGACUGAAGGAAUAUGAGCAGGCUGUGUAUGCCUACAAAGCUCAUCUCGAGGAAUUGGAAAAGAUCCACCAAGCCGUACAGGAGGGUAUGAUCUUUGAAAAUCGUUACACUCAGUACACCAUGGAAACUUUGCGAGUCGGAUGGGAACAACUUCUUACAUCGAUCAAUCGUAACAUCAACGAGGUCGAGAAUCAAAUUCUUACCCGUGACUCGAAGGGCAUCACUCAAGAGCAACUUAGCGAGUUCCGAAGCAGCUUCAAUCACUUCGACAAAAACAGAACUGGACGAUUAGCACCUGAAGAGUUCAAAUCUUGCUUGGUUUCACUUGGCUACUCCAUUGGUAAAGAUCGUCAGGGCGACAUUGAUUUCCAGCGUAUACUUGCCAUUGUUGAUCCCAACAAUUCGGGAUACGUACAAUUUGAUGCUUUCCUCGACUUUAUGACUCGCGAGUCCACGGAUACCGAUACUGCCGAACAAGUCAUCGAUAGCUUCCGCAUUCUAGCAGGAGACAAGCCAUACAUCCUGGCCGAUGAGUUAAGGAGAGAAUUGCCUCCGGAUCAAGCUGAAUACUGCAUUCUAAGAAUGCCACCUUUCAAGGGACCCAAUGCCAUGCCCGGAGCCCUAGAUUACCGUUCGUUUUCAACAGCACUCUACGGCGAAUCUGAUUUAUAAGGCUAAAGAUGAAACAAUACGAUCAACAAUGCAUGUAAACAUUUUAGGAUCUCUCAAGAGCAAUAUUCGUCCAUUGUGUUACGCUAUACUCUGUUCGUCCAAAUAGUCAUAAUAAGCUCGAUCAGAGUAUGUUAAAGUGGCGAACAAUAUUAAGAUAAAAAUGGGUGACCAAAAUUGUCCAUAAUUAUUCAAACUAGCAAGCGCACAUGAACAGCAAGCAAGAUGUAUUUAACAUGUUAUUAUAAAUACAAAAAAAUUGCAAAUUAGAACUCAACUUUUUGAGUCUUUUGAACGAAUUUACAACGAUUAUAUCAAUAAUGAACUUUUAAAAAAGA